This is a messenger RNA of Notothenia coriiceps (black rockcod), 609 nucleotides long. Its product is annotated as ski oncogene-like. NCBI's taxonomy places the organism in Eukaryota, Metazoa, Chordata, Actinopteri, Perciformes, Nototheniidae. Bases 1 to 609 code for a protein of 202 amino acids. The transcript is spliced from 4 exons. The record is from RefSeq and is a predicted model, not a curated record.
AUGUCUAGAUCAAAUUAUUUAAAACUUAAAUCAAAUGUCUUUCUGUUCCUCCAGGCAUCUGACCCCGUCCCUAUCAAACGGUCCAAACAUGAAGAUUUCCCCUCGCCGGCCCUGCAGUCGGACAAAGAGAAGCAGCACGACUGGCUCCAGUCCCUGUCCGCCGCCAAUAAGGGGCUUAACUGCAUCCAGCCCAGACAGAGACCCUCAGCUUUCAGACCCUGGUCCCCCCACAUCUCUGCUGGAGAGAAGGAGCCCUCCAGUCACCCCCUGGCCCUGCUGAGAGACAGCUUCUACAACUACAAGAGUAUAGAGAAAGCGGUGGCCCCCAAUGUGGCCCUCACACCGCUGCCCCUGGGGAAGGUAGGUCCAAUGUCCCUGUCGGUACCCAGCACCUCCCACCCGAGCGGAAGUGAGCCCCCGGGCGAGGGCGCCAGCUCCAGGCCCCGCAAGAGAAGAGCCACAGAGGAGCUCCAGCCCCCAGAGCCGGAGCCCCCCUGCCCCCCACCCGCAGCCGCCAGCAAGCCGCCGCUGCCCCCCACUCAGGACGACAAGGAAUCUGAGGUGGAGAUCGAAGUGGAGAGCCGCGAUGAAUGUAAGCAAACAACUUAA